Messenger RNA from Acaulospora colombiana, 334 nucleotides. NCBI's taxonomy places the organism in Eukaryota, Fungi, Glomeromycota, Glomeromycetes, Diversisporales, Acaulosporaceae. The record is from the annotation of a GenBank genome assembly.
CGGCAGCUGUCACCGGUAUGUUUCGUCUGAAGCCAAAGUAUGCCAAGGACAAUAUACCACCAUCAGCAGAUUUCUUUUCCAGUCUUCUUCAAGAAAUCGCAUACUUUGGGAUGUUUCGGCCAUCUCGUCUAGGUUCACAUUCAAGAUACCAGAUCGUUAACGCCGAUACUCCUUCCGAAACGAUGCUUAUUUCAAUCGAUAUACGACCAUCAGAGGGUGAUGAUGACAUAGAUGCAUUAGGGAUAAUACAUUAUUUAAACAUCAUAGUCAAAGACCCAUCAAUGAUGAAUUAUAUAGUUAUAGACCCGGUUUAUGGUGUUGUGCCGCUACUUGA